This is a messenger RNA of Colletotrichum phormii, 781 nucleotides long. RefSeq lists its product as uncharacterized. The coding region runs from base 281 to 505 and encodes 74 amino acids. The transcript has a single exon. The record is from RefSeq and is a predicted model, not a curated record. NCBI's taxonomy places the organism in Eukaryota, Fungi, Ascomycota, Sordariomycetes, Glomerellales, Glomerellaceae.
CAGUUUGUCAAUCACUUUACUCCCAUGUUGCAUGUCUUCGUGCAGAGUAAGGGAUUAGUCGACAGUGAUUGACACCAGUGACCGAAUUGAUCACCGGCGUAGCAUCUCAAAGGGGCCGCCCCCCGCCAGGUGUACCCGGCCGGUCGGUCAUAUCCGUCCUACGGGCUUGAAGAGGUACCCAGCCGCGCCUUUCCCAACCGGGAAAAGACAUCCAGGGUUUAACGCCAUUUAGCACGUCGUAGUCGCUGUCCCAAAACCGCGAUCCCCAUCACAUCACAAUAUGGCAGCUGUCCGGCAAUUGUCUGUGGCUUUUUUUCUGAUGUUGUUGCUGAUGCUUCUUUUGUUUAGCUGUCGCCCGUGUGUGAUUUCUCAUCCACCAAGCUCUGACAAUUCCCAUGGGUGUCGACUCAUGACAUGCCCCAGCCUCUACACCAUAAGGUGCAAGAAAAAAAAAGCUUUCUUGUUACGGAUACUGGCCCCAGUCAACUGCCACGAUUGGCGUUAGGGACUCACUACUCGUGCAACGCCAAAAACCUGUCCAAACAGAGCAGCGAUGAAGAGUCAAGACUGAAGAGGCCAAAGUCCCAGGAGGUGGUUGUUUUUGAGGUAACCCAAAGAUCCCCCCUCACCGUCCCCAUACUUCAUACACCGCAACCGAGAGUAUCCGGGUCAAUCGUCACUGUCACCUCGUUUCCCAUAUUUAUUAGCGCUCCGUCGAUCCAGCGAUGCCAAUCAAACCCCACGGUUGGGCCUCACCCGAUGUCUCGGUGUCUAAUUGCCG